This is a messenger RNA of Aspergillus tanneri, 441 nucleotides long. RefSeq names its product SANT/Myb-like DNA-binding domain-containing protein. The transcript has a single exon. The record is from RefSeq and is a predicted model, not a curated record. The coding region runs from base 1 to 441 and encodes 146 amino acids. Lineage: Eukaryota; Fungi; Ascomycota; Eurotiomycetes; Eurotiales; Aspergillaceae.
AUGGAAGGCCUAUGGGAAAAGCAGCCUUGCUCGACGGCCGAUCGCCACAUCGUGGAGUCAGACAGCGCGGAUGAUUCUAACAAGGCAGCUGGAUUGGCUUCCAAUACCGGUGCCUUUAAGGCCCAGUUAGCUAUGGCCAGCCAUGCUUCCAAUCUACUCACCUGUCACGAUGCAACCCCUCUCUCGCCUGCAGGAAGGCAGAAUCCCAUGGGUGGGCCAUUCCCCAAACCGCCCGGCCAAGGAGUGCCAGGUUCGUGGACACUAGAGGAGGAUGCGGCGAUCAUCGCACUGCACGACCGGGGGGAGAAAUGGGAGGACAUAGGCCGACAUCUCCAGGGACGCUCCGGCACUGCAUGUCAUUUCCGCUAUGUGUUCCUCCGGCACCGGCCCGAAUGGAAUGAAGAGUGGAAGGACCAAGUCGCAGUUUGGUAUCAGCGGUAA